This is a messenger RNA of Oncorhynchus nerka (sockeye salmon), 6576 nucleotides long. RefSeq names its product zinc finger and SCAN domain-containing protein 21-like. Bases 255 to 2048 code for a protein of 597 amino acids. The record is from RefSeq and is a predicted model, not a curated record. The transcript has 13 exons. Gene Ontology annotation, molecular function: DNA-binding transcription factor activity, RNA polymerase II-specific; RNA polymerase II cis-regulatory region sequence-specific DNA binding. Gene Ontology annotation, biological process: regulation of transcription by RNA polymerase II. NCBI's taxonomy places the organism in Eukaryota, Metazoa, Chordata, Actinopteri, Salmoniformes, Salmonidae. Gene Ontology annotation, cellular component: chromatin; transcription regulator complex; PcG protein complex.
UUUAGCCACACCCUUUGAGCUAUGACGCAGUUUCUCUUCGGUGUAAACGGAUGUGAACAAUGAACAUUUCCACGUUAACGUUUUUUUAAUUGUUGUUAUUUACCACCAUGGAACUCAAAAUAUUAUACAUUUAACCGCACCGCAUCACAUACUUAGCCCAUGUAGUCUUUAAUUCGCGUUGGAUAGAGGACUUGGUUUUAUGUAUGUUGUUAUCUAGCUAGGUAACGCUAGCUAGCGGAUAACGUUCGCUAACAAUGGCUAACUGUAUGGUUUUUCACACUCAAAUAGCAUCUAUCAUGGAGGUGCUAGCGAAUGCAGCCGUGGCAGAGAUUUGUAAACUCGUAGACGACGACUAUGCAGAGUUUCGUUUGGAAAUUUCUCAAAGCCAGAAAGAAAACAGGACCUUACGGAGGAAACUACAGCUACUUGAACUGAAGGUGUCACGGGAACGCAUACUACCCAGUCGUCCCAGCAGUGUCAAAAUCCUUGACCGAUACAGAAGCAUAGCAAGAGGUGAAGGACAUCUCACUGGAGGCCACAGGAGUGUUGUGAAGCCAACAGGACAAAAUAGAUGGAGAGAUGACCAACCAAUCACUGUUGAUGAGGGGAGUGGAACCUCAACCCAGCAUGUUAUCGUGAUAGAAUCUGCAGAUGCUGCAGGUCCUGGGGUCAAGCUGGAAAGGUCUGAAGGAGAGGAGGACCCACAAGACAGCAGAGACAACCAGACUGGAGUGGCACCCCCUGUAGCCACGGAGGACCUCACCACCUCCCCAGUGCAGCCCAGGAGCCGACGCAGCGUCACGGAGGAGGAGGAGGGUCCAGAGGUGCUGCUGGUGAAGGAGGAGGGCAGUGAGGAGGGUCUGGGGAACCCUGAGGAGACUAUGGUCAUGGAGGACAACCAGACUACACCUCUUGAACACACAGAGGAACCAGCUGAGCAGCACAGGACCACACACAGUCUCCCUGAGUCAGUAGACAUGGAGGAUGGGAUGCCUGAUCUGCUGCUAGUCAAAGAGGAGGCAGUAGAAGACCGACCAGAGAGCAUUGACCUGCUGAGUGGACUAAAGAUGGGUGGGCAAGGUGGUUGGCUGGAGGCAACAGAGGACAGAGGAGACUGGGUGGCCAUCUUGGAUUCCCAAACUCAGACGGGUGCAGCCAAGGGCCCAGGGGACAACAUCACUGAGCAGGCCAGGACCAGAGGCAACAUAGUGGAAGACAGUGGAUGGGACAGCGUCCUCAACUCUGGGCUGGUGAACAACACUGUUAACCACAACCAGAAACAGACAGUGGAACACAAAACAACAUACGAACUUAGUCUCCAUGACAACAGACUGGCUGAGACCAGGGGGAGGUGUAGAUUUGGUCCACGGGGACAGAGAGGUGUCCGUAUGCAGCUGGAGAGAACAGACACAGACUCAGCUAGCGAUGCACCGUCCUGCUCCUAUAGUUGUGAUUCAGAGAGACUGAUGGCGCCUCAGGUUACCCCCCUAACAGGUGCAGCCUUUAGCCUGCCUUCUAUAGGAUCUAUCAACUGGAACAUGGACCCUGCGACAACACAGACACUUCCUGGCCUUCAUCCUCCUCACACUCUCCUAAUGUUAAACCAUACCUCAGGCAAUAGUGCCUCAACACUAAAUGGGUACACAAGCCCAUUGACAAAUGACAGUAGUAGUAUUAAUGCUGUCAGUCGAUCUGGUGGCAAAGAGAAGCGCUUCCCAUGUCCUUUCUGUGGGAAAGCCUUCAGUUUCCCUAAACAGGUGCAGAUCCACCAGAGGGUCCACACAGGGGUAAAACCCUUCAGCUGUACCCAGUGUCACAUGUGCUUCGCUCAGACUGGUGACCUGAAGAGGCACCAGAGGGUCCACACCGGGGAGAAACCAUAUAGCUGCCCCCAGUGUGAGAAGAGGUUCUCCCGCAAGCACCAGCUGAAUAGGCACCUGAAGGUUCAUACGGGAGAGAGGCCAUUCGCCUGUACGCAAUGCAGGAAGAGGUUCUCAGAGAGGAGCAACCUCAGGAUACACCAGCAGAAAGACCAUUCCACUCUAUGACAUAGAAAGGAACCGUAUCACUCAAUACCUUCUGAGGUUUAGAUUAAACCCAGUAUUAAAGAGAAAUAAUAAUUUUCAUUGUUGUCAGCAGAAAAGAUCCACAGAUGCAUUUGGAAUGACAGAUUUCAGUGUUGAAUAUUCCUCGGUAGAAUAUUGCAUCCAGACAUUGUGAUAUACACUGAGUGUACAAAACAUUAAGGAUACCUUCCAAAUAUUUAUUUGUACCCCCCAUUUUGCCCUCAGAACAGCCUCAAUACGUAGGGGCAUGGACUCUACAAAGUGUCGAAAGCAUUCCACCGGGAUGCUGGUUCAUGUUGACUCCAAUGCUUCCCACAGUCGUGUCAAAUUGUCUAUGUUCUUUGGCUGUUGGACCAUUCUUGAUACAUAUGGGAAACUGUUGAGUGUGAAAAACCCAGUAGCAUUGCGGUUCUUGACACAAACUGUUGCGCCCGGCACCUAAUACGAUACCCCGUUCAAAAGCACUUAAAUAUUUUGACUUGCCCAUUCACCCUCUGAAUGGCACACAUACACGAUCCAUGACUCAACUGUCUCAAGGUUAAAAAUCCUCCUUUAACCAGUCUCCUCCCCUUCAUCUACGCUGAUUGAUGUGACGACAAUAAGAGAUCAUAUUUCUUUCACGUAGUUAGUCUGUCAUGGAAAGAACAAGUGUUCAUAAUGUUUUGUACACAGUCAUUUAUACACUGAACAAAAAUAUAAAACGCAACAUGCAACAAUUUAAAAGAUUUUACUGAGUUAUAGAAAUCAGUCAAUUGAAAUAAAUGAAUUAGGCCCUAAUCUAUGGAUUCACAUGACUGGGCAGGGGUGCAGCCAUGGGUGGACCUUGGAGGGCAUAGGCCUAGCCAGUCAGAAUGAGUUUAUCCACACAAAAGGGCUUUAUUACAUACAGAAAAUACUCCUCAGCACCCCCUUAGACUAUCCUGCAGGCGAAGAAGCCGGAUGCCCAGGUCCUGGGCUGGCAUGGCUACACGUGGUCUGCGGUUGUGAGGCCUGUUGGACUUACUGCCAAAUCCUCUAAAACGAAACGAACAUUCAAUUGCCUGGCAACAGCUCUGGUGGAUAUUGCUGCAGUCUGCAUGCCAAUUGCACGCUCCCUCAACUUGAGACAUCUGUGCAAGUGUUGUGUGACAAAACUGCACAUUUUAAAGUGUCCUUUUAUUGGCCCCCAGCACAAGGUGCACCUGUGUAAUGACCAUACUGUUUAAUCAGUUUCUUGAUAUGCCACACUUGUCAGGUGGAUUGAUUAUCUUGGCUAAGGAGAAAUGCUCACUAACAGGGAUGUAAACGAAUGUAUGCACAGAAUGAGAGAAAUAAGCUUUUUGUGUGUAUGGAAAAUCUCUGGAAUCUUUUAUUUCAACUCAUGAGAGAUGGGACCAACACUUUACAUGUUGCAUUUAUUUUUGUUCAGUGUACAUAAACUCAGCAAAAAAAAAAAGUUUAUUUUUCAGAACCCUGUCUUCCAAAGAUAUUUAGAUUUUUACGAAUUAACUUCACAGAUCUUCAUUGUGAAGGGUUUAAACACUGUUUCCCAUGCUUGUUCAAUGAACCAUUAAUGAAUGAACAUGCACAUGUUGAACGGUCGUUAAGACACUAACAGCUUGCAGACGGUAGGCAAUUAAGGUCAGUUAUGAAAACUGAGGACACUAAAGAGGCCUUUCUACUGACACUGAAAAACAGAAGAAAGAUGCCCAGGGUCCCUGCUCAUCUGCAUGAACGUGCCUAUGGCAUGCUGCAAGGAGGCAUGAGGACUGCAGAUGUGGCCAGGGCAAUAAAUUACAUUGUCCGUACUGCGAGACAACCAAGACAGCGCUACAGGGAGACAGGACGGACAGUUGAUCGUCCUCGCAAUGGCAGACCACGUGUAACAACACCUGCACAGGAUCGGUACAUCCGAACAUCACACUUGCUGGACAGGUACAUUAUGGCAACAACAGCUGCCCGAGUUACACAAGGAAUGCACAAUCCCUCCAUCAGUGCUCAGACUGUCCGCAAUAGGCUGAGAGAGGCUCGGCAGAGAGCUUGUAGGCCUGUUGAAAGGUAGGUCCUCACCAGACAUCACCGGCAACAACGUCUAUGGGCACAAACCCACCGUCGCUGGACCAGACAGGACUGGCAAAAAGUGCUCUUCACUGACGAGUCACGGUUUUGUCUCACCAGGGGUGAUGGUCGGAUUCGCGUUUAUCAUCAAAGGAAUGAGCGUUACUUCGGCCUGUACUCUGGAGCGGGAUCGAGGUGGAGGGUCUGUCAUGGUCUGGGGCGGUAUGUCACAGCAUCAUCGGACUAAGCUUGUUGUCAUUGCAGGCAAUCUCAACGCUGUGCGUGACAAUGAAGACGACAUCCUCCCUCAUGUGGUACCCUUCUGGCAGGCUCAUCCUAACACCAUUUUGGAACUCAAAAUAUGACGCGUUGGAGACUGGACUUGGUUGAUCGGUGUUCUUUAGGUAAGGCUAGGUAGCUAGCUGCUAACAAUCAUGGAUAACUGUAUGGUUUUUCACACUCAAAUAGCCUCCAUCAUGGAGGUGCCAGCGAAUGCAGCCGUGGCAGAGAUCUGUAGUGUUGAAGUGUUUCGUUUGGACAUUUCUCAAAGCCAGAAAGAAAACAGGGCAUUGCGGAGGAAACUACAGCUAUUGGAACUGAAGGUGGCACGGGAGCGCGUCCUCGCCAGUCGUCCUAGUUGUGACACGAUCGUCGACGGACAUGGAGGAAUGUCAAGAGGUGAAAGACAUCUCACUGGAGGCCACAGGAUCUCUGUGAAGCCAGCGGGUCACAAUACAUGGAAAGAUGACCAACCAAUCACUGUUGAUGAGGGGGGUGGAACCUCAACCCAGCACGUUAUCAUGAUAGAGUCUGCAGAUACAGAGGCGGCAGGUCCUGGAGGAUCGUCUCUGGUCAAGCAGGAGAGGACUGAAGGAGAGGAGGACCCACGACACAGCAGAGACAUCCAGACUGGAGCAGCAUCUAGAGCGCCCCCUGUAGCCACGGAGGACCUCACCGCCCAGCCCAGGACCUGACACAGCAUCACGGAGGAGGAGGAGGGUCCAGAGGUGCUGCUGGUGAAGGAGGAGGAGGAGGGUCUGGGGAAGCCUGAGGGGACCAUGGUCAUGGAGGACAACCAGACUACACCUCCUCCUGAACCCACAGAGGAACCAGCUGAGCAGCACAGGACCACAUAGUCUCACUGAGUCAGACAUGGAGACAUGGAGGAUGGGAAGCCUGAUCUUCUGCUAGUCAAAGAGGAGUCAAUAGAAGAUGGACGAGAGAGCAUUGAUCUGCUGAGUGGACUGAAGAUGGGGGAGCAAGGACCUGAGCCCUAGGACCAUGCCCCAGGACUACCUGACAUGAUGACUCCUUGCUGUCCCCAGUCCACCUGGCCAUGCUGCUGCUCCAGUUUCAACUUCCACCUGACUGUGCUGCUGCUCCAGUUUCAACUGUUCUGCCUUAUUAUUAUUCAACCAUCCUGGUCAUUUAUGAACAUUUGAAUAUCUUGGCCAUGUUCUGUUAUAAUCUCCACCUGGCACAGCCAGAAGAGGACUGGCCACCCCACAUAGCCUGGUUCCUCUCUAAGUUUCUUCCUAGGUUUUGGCCUUUCUAGGGAGUUUUUCCUAGCCACCGUGCUUCUACACCUGCAUUGCUUGCUGUUUGGGGUUUUAGGCUGGGUUUCUGUACAGCACUUUGAGAUAUCAGCUGAUGUACGAAGGGCUAUAUAAAUACAUUUGAUUUGAAUAUCUUUCCGACAGAUAAGAUCUAAACCAGGCCAGAACUUGUCCGUCUAGACCAAUUUGAGUUUCCAAUCUCUUCAAAAGAAUGUGGUGAUCGAUGGUAUCAAAAUCAGCACUAAGGUCUAGGAGCACGAGGACAGAUGCAGAGCCUUGGUCUGACGCCAUUAAAAGGGUCUGACUCCAGCAGAUAGAUUAUCAUGCCACAGAUGAUGCAAGACAUACGAGAUGAGACAGGAUGUCGAAUGGUGCCAGAGAGGAUGGUGCGUUACCUCCACCAACAGCAUGGGUGGUGAAAUCUUUGUGAAACGCAGAGUAGGUGAACGGACCUCCUCAUGUGGUUCCCACCGUGAAGCAUGGAGGAGGAGGAGGACAAUGACCCAACACACCUCCAGGCUGUGUAAGGGCUAUUUGACCAAGAAUGAUAGUGAUGGAGUGCUGCAUCAGAUGACCUGGCCUCCACAAUCACCCAACCUCAACUCAAUUGAGAUAGUUUGGGAUGAGUUGGACCUCAGAGUGAAGGAAAAGCAGUGCUCAGCAUAUAUGGGAACUCCUUCAAGACUGUUGGAAAAGCAUUCCUCAUGAAGCUGGUUGAGAGAAUGCCAAGAGUGUGCAAAGCUGUCAUCGAGGCAAAGGGUGGCUACUUUGAAGAAUCUCAAAUAUAAAAUAUAUUUAGAUUUGUUCAACACUUUUUUGAUUACUACAUGAUUCUGUGUGUUAUUUCAUAGUUUUGAUGUCUUCACUAUUAUUCUACAAUGUAGAAAAUAGUAAAAAUAAAGAAAACCCUUAAAUUA